AUGCAAAACAGAAUUGUGGUUCUUGUUAUCUAUAUUACUGCCUUCGUCGCUGGUCUGCCUUGCAAUCUUCUGGCCUGCUACUCCUUUCUGAGAAAAGUACGUCGCAAACCUGUCCCCAUAGAUAUCCUGCUGCUCAAUCUGACCUUUUCUGACCUUUUCCUUCUGAUCUUUUUGCCCUUCAAGAUGGCAGAAGUUGCCCUAGAUUUCAAAUGGCCUCUUCCUUCCGUUCUUUGCCCUCUGGCAAACUUCUUCUUCUACAGCAGCAUUUAUAUCAGCACCCUGUUCCUCAUGGGAGUCAGCAUAGAGCGCUAUCUGUGUAUUGCCUACCCUGUUAAGCACAAGCUGAACCGCAGACCAACCUACGCAAAAAUUGCUAGCCUUUUCUUCUGGUUUUGGGCUUGUUCCCAUUGCGGUUGCAUUGUCUUCAUUGUUCACUACCUCCCUGGGAGUCCAUGGAGUCGUGCAAAUAGUACUACUUGCUACCAUGAAUUCUCCGCUGAACAGCUUAACAUUGUCCUCCCUUUCCGCCUGGAGCUCUUCUUUGUCCUCUUCUUAAUUCCUUUCCUUGUCACGGUUUCCUGCUAUGCCAAUGUGAUCCGCAUCUUGAACACCAUGCCAAACAUUAAGCCCGAGAAGAAGCAAAGGGCCAUGGGCUUAGCUGUGGCUACUGUGCUCAAUUUCACGGUGGCCUUUGCUCCCUACAAUAUCUCCCACGUUGUAGGCUAUGUGCAGAACCGUAGCCCUCCCUGGAGAAUAGAGACAUUCUGCCUGACUUCCCUCAAUACAGUAUUGGAUCCUGUUAUUUUCUUCUUCUCUUCCUCCACCAUCCGGAGGACAUUUACGGAAUGUUGGAUUGGCAUCUGCAACAAACUCCGGAAGCAUAGAUCCGCCUGCUGUCCGUGUUGCUGCAGGUCUUCACUUGAUUGCUGCAUCUCCACUCCUCUGACAGUCACGGAGCCUGUGAUGGACCAGUAUCUCUUAAAAAUAUUUGUCCAAUAUGAUAUCUUUGUUUGA
Molecule: messenger RNA, 1014 nt
Organism: Protobothrops mucrosquamatus (brown spotted pit viper)
Lineage: Eukaryota; Metazoa; Chordata; Lepidosauria; Squamata; Viperidae
Product: free fatty acid receptor 2-like
Exons: 2
Coding region: 1-1014 (337 amino acids)
Biological process (GO): G protein-coupled receptor signaling pathway; cellular response to fatty acid
Cellular component (GO): plasma membrane
Molecular function (GO): G protein-coupled receptor activity
Source: RefSeq, a predicted model, not a curated record